GUGUUAAAUAUUCUUAUUGAUUGAUUCCAGGUUGAAGUGUUGAGCUGCAUAAGGCAUCCUAAUAUGGUGCUUCUUCUAGGAGCGUGCCCCGAAUAUGGUUGCUUAGUAUAUGAAUACAUGUCAAAUGGAAGCUUAGAAGACCGCCUAUUUCAGACUGGUAAAACCCCACCACUCUCCUGGCAGCAGAGGUUUCGAAUCACAGCUGAAAUCGGGACAGGGCUUCUGUUUCUGCACCAGACCAAACCAGAACCGAUAGUGCACCGCGAUUUAAAACCAGGAAACAUACUGCUAGACCGGAAUUUUGUGAGCAAGAUCAGCGAUGUUGGCUUGGCUAGAUUGGUCCCUCAUUCAGUGGCCGACACAGUUACCCAGUAUCGAAUGACAUCAACUGCCGGAACUUUCUGUUACAUUGAUCCUGAAUAUCAGCAAACAGGAAUGCUUGGCAUAAAAUCUGACGUGUAUUCCUUGGGGAUCAUAUUUCUGCAGAUACUGACAGCAAAACCACCAAUGGGUUUGACUCACCUGGUUGAAAGGGCAAUUGAGGCAGGCACCUUUGCUGAAAUGCUUGAUCCUGCGGUGACCAAUUGGCCUGUCGAAGAGGCUUUGAGCCUUGCAAAGUUAUCAUUAAAAUGUGCUGAACUUAGAAGGAAAGACAGACCGGAUUUGGGGCAGGUAGUGAUGCCUGAACUUGAGAAAUUGAGAGCAGUUGCAGAUGAAAACACGUUUCCAUCGUCCUUGUAUUAUCCUGGCUGCUCUCCAAACCAUAGUCAAGUUUCUGUGUCUCAAGUAAGUCAAUUCUUUAUAUGUGUAUUUGUCAGUAGUUGUAACUCUUGUAAGCAUCAAUAAAUUAUGGUUAUCGGUGGAAUGAAUUCUGAUUCUUUUGGUAAGGUAGUUCUGGUGGGCAUAUGACCAUAGCUAUUUCAUGGCUUAACAAAUGGGUCUGCAUUUUACAGGAAAAUCUGAGCUACCCUACAACCGGUCAUUCUGGAUAUGAUAGCUACAGGAGUUCAUCAAGCAAUGGGUUGUAGCAAGCCAAAACUCGGAAGCAAAGCAUAGAGAGCCAUUUUAUUUGGAAAUUGUGAUUGAUUUUUCCCUACUUCGUUGCGUUUAAACCCAUCCCCCCACCCCACCCCACCCCUAUAAUUAUGUUUAGCAUUAGGGGUUUUUGGGCAUCGUCAUAUUUGUCAUCCGCAAAGAGAAGAAACUGUUCUCUCAACAAGAGCAAAAUGAUUUUUGUUUGCUUUCAAAAAAAGUCUACUCACUCUCCGACCCCACCCCCGUGCACCUGCCACUCACCACCCCAUUUUAGUCAUGAGGUGCUACAAAAUCGGCGCUGCGGAAGAAUGUUCUCAAUCGUAGCUAUGUGUGAUGAUCUCCUAGAAGGCUAGAAUGUGGUUAUUAAAUGGGAAGUAUCUUUGAUAAGUGAAAUUGGCAAUGGAUUUCAACCUGAUUUUGAUAUGUGAUGAGGGGUAAAUUGAUAUACAUACCAUUCCUUUAGAGAAGUUGCAUGAGAGGCAGUUGGGUUAGACUCAAUUGAUGUGUCAUUUGUUGUCUCCCUGUAGUGCUAAGAGUUCUCAAAUAGCAAAGGGUGUGUUUCCCGUGACCAGAUGAUAUACCCACCAGUGAGCUAAACAGAAAAAAAAAUGUAUGAACUCUGCUACUUAUUGAAGAACAUGAAAAACACACAAGGGGAGAUGUAGGAAUUUGUUUACCUUCAAAAGAUAAGUAGCCAAAAGACUGACAUAAGUAUAGCAAAGAAACGAAAAAUGAUAGGAGCAUAUCAUGUAUGGGGAGGCAAACUAAUAUAUAGUGUAAUUAGAUAGUGGUUACAGCAUGCUUAUCACCACAGGAAAUGCCAUUAAUUAGCUUUACAAAUAAAAAAUGAUAGGAGUAUCAUGUUCGGAAUUGUAGACAUCUUUGAAUAAAUUCUUGAAGGAAAGUACAUAACCAAGCAUUGGAAUAAUAGAAUAAGAAGCCACGCUGUUAAGAAACAGAAAUCUCUACUCAAUGUGAAGUUUUAUUUUGAAAGUUAAACUCUUGAACCAUGUAGGCAACCCAUUAUAAAGUAUCUUAAGUGAUAUCUUAAUGAGGUGCACCACUGCACUAGAAACUUUUACUCUCCAUCUAUUCAACCAGCUAAUAAAGAACCUCAAUUUUAAUCACCUCAACAGUCAACAACAACAAGAAUUGAACCAAAACUGACAUUUUUCAAGCUUAAAAACCAAACCGAAACCGAAACCAAAAUUUUGGUCACUUCGGUUUUUGAACAUCAAUUUGACGGUUGGUUUGGUUAAAUAUCUCACCCCAACUUAGAUCCAUUUAAGACCGCUACAUCAAAAUCUCUAAGGUGGACAGAAUUUUUAUGAUAUGGAAUUACCAAAGUACAUGAUGAAUGAAAGAAUCUUUAAUGCUCCCUCCGUCCCAAAAUGUUUUACACUUUACGCAAAACGAAGCGAAUUUUAAUUUUUUUUAUUCAUUUUAUUUAAAGAUUGGGUUGGAAAUUAAAAUUAAAAUUUACAUAUUUAA
Molecule: messenger RNA, 2526 nt
Organism: Cuscuta campestris
Lineage: Eukaryota; Viridiplantae; Streptophyta; Magnoliopsida; Solanales; Convolvulaceae
Source: the annotation of a GenBank genome assembly